This is a messenger RNA of Tinamus guttatus (white-throated tinamou), 2583 nucleotides long. The record is from RefSeq and is a predicted model, not a curated record. NCBI's taxonomy places the organism in Eukaryota, Metazoa, Chordata, Aves, Tinamiformes, Tinamidae.
AUGGUUUCUCGAGAUUCUAUGGAGGAAAAUAUUUCCAGCAGUGAAAUAGCUUCCUUACAUGCUGGAGAGAUUCCACGGAGCAGAUCAGAAGGGACUUUGAUUGACACGGAUGACCAAACACCUUCAUCCAGCUACAAUGACUGUAAAAGUAAAUUGGAUUUGAAUAUUGAUGGUUCUGAUAUAUUGGAACAUGUCCAUGCUGUUUCAAAGACCAAUCCUUUCUGGAAUGAACUGUCAGCAUCCAAUCCUUUCAUAUAUGACAUAGCUGCUUCAAAUAGGAAUGAAAAUAGCAAAUAUCUUUCUGUCCUAAAAGAAAACCCUUAUUUGUUCUCCAGAGCUUCUAGCAACAGGGAGUCUCUGGCUUCGUCAGGUGAUGAGCUAGAUAUUGAUUGUCUUCUGAGAAAGACUUCAGCAAGAAGAUCUGGACGAUCUAAGAGUAUCUCUGACUUCCUGGAUAUUAUUGAUAACCGAAAAUUUAAUCCUCACAAGACAGCCCCUCAAAAACCUAUAGCAUCAGAUACACUGUGGCUUCAAAAUGACCGUGAAGCAUACAAGAUGGCUUGGUUGAGUCACCGACAGCUAACCCGCUCUUGCCUAGAUUUAGAAGCAAGGAGUCAAAGUCCUGGAUGGGCACAAACACAAGCUACAGAUGUUUGUACAGUCGGUAAAUUGAAUCAUGAAGGGGGAUCUGUACAGCUUCCUGACUCUGAUAUCAAUGUUCACAUUCCAAUGGGCCAUGUAUUACCUGGAGAAUUCCAAGAAGUUGGUUUAAAGGCCAUUCUUAACCCUCCAUCAUCACUUAACAAUGAACUGUCUAUCACUGUAAGUCCUCUAAUAGAAAUUACAUUAAGCAACCUCAGCACAAGGGAAGCCAUUUUCCUAGAAGCCAAAGUUGCAGCUAAAGUGAAGAACGAUCCUCUCAGCCAAGUUAUGACUGAUAUUGUCUGCUUUUACAGUUUCAGUAAAGAUGGGCCUUUUAAAAAGUUACAGAACUGCUACUUUUAUGAAGAUACCGUACAAGUGAAGCUAACAGACCUAAGUCAUUUGAUGUAUAUAGUGAUUGCUGUACAAGCGAAUAAAAUUCAACCUCCAGCCACUACUGUCUGGGACUAUGUUCAUAGAACUGUCUCAGUUGGAAUUUAUGGUCCCAAGUAUAUUCAUCCAUCUUUUACAGCAGUUUUUACAGCCUUUGGUCAUAACUACAUUCCAAGAAAACUUACAAUUUGUGAUAUUAAAAAGGGAGGGAAAAAUAUGCCCCCUGUUGUGUUUCAAUUGUGGGGAAAGCACACACUUCUGCUUGAAAAGCCACAAGAUUUAAACAUUUCUUUGAUAUCCUGUGAUCCAGAUUUUGAAGUGAAGGUGGAAAAUCAAAGCAAAAGUAUUAAAGAAGAACAACUGAAAACUGGUGAAAUGGUCCGCCAACAAUUCCUGUUUUCCAUGCUAGGAUCCAGGGAGAUGCAUUUCUUUCUUUUCCUUGUUCAGAUUAAAGACUCAAAAAGUGGUCAAGUGAUGCAGUUCUGUGUUACAACUCCUGAUCCAGCUCCAAAAUUAAGUGGAAUUGUCAGUAGGCCAAAGUGCUUACAAAAACGCAAAGAAAUCAAGUCUGCACCAUUGCUAUUAAUACCAACAGUUAAAUAUCCAAAGUUUCAAGAUAAAUUUUUAAACAUUAGCACCUAUGGAGUGGCUUUGAAGACUGUGUUACGUCAAAGUAAGAUAGACUAUUUGCUAGAAUAUUUUAAAGGGGAUACAAUAGCCCUUCUUGGUGAAGAUAAAGUAAAAGCUAUUGGGCAGACUAAAGUAAAAGAAUGGUAUGUGGGAGUUCUCAGGAAAAAGGUUGGUCUUGUACAUCGUAAAAAUGUAAAAGUGAUUUCCAAAGAACAAGCUAUGGAUACUGCUGAUAGUGAGCUACUAACCAGGAAUCUUGUUGAACAAAUUGCGCUGCCAUUUAAAAAACUGACUUACAUCUACUCAGUAGUCUUAUCUACAGUAUCUGAGAGUGUUUAUGAUUGGAGAGCUUUGGCUGAAGUGCUAGGAUAUUCACAUAUGUCAUGGGAUGACUUUAAUGAGAAAUAUGUUGAUAAGGAAUCAGAAAGAGUUGCGCACGUUGUGAAGAGGCUGAAGGAAGACUGCCACGCUAACAAAAAGAAAAGAUUAUUUCUUUAUGAACUCAUUGUUGCACUUCUGAAGAUAGAUUGCCAGGGAUUAGUGGCACGUCUUACCCAGGACACUGUCAUUUUGACUUCAGCUGUCAAGCUUGGCAAAUGUUGGCGGGAACUUGCGGAGAAGCUAGCCAGACUCACAAAGCAGCAAAUUGAGGCUUAUGAAGUACCUCAUCAAGGGAAAAAUGGAGAGGUCACUCUGGAAAUGAUGUGGAAACCUGCGUAUGACUUUCUGUACACAUGGGGUGCCCAUUAUGGAGAUAGUUACAGGGAUGUCUUACAAGACCUGCAAUCAGCUUUGGAUAAAAUGAAAAACCCUGUAACAAAACACUGGAGAGAGUUAACUGGAACUUUGAUUCUUGUGAAUUGCAUGGAUGUUUUAAGGGCAAGUGCCUUCUCCACAGAGGAGAAGAAGGAAGAAUAG